AUGAACGACACAGAAGGUCUCGCGAUCGCAAUCGAGGAAGCCAAGACCGGCGCCUCAGAGGGCGGCGUCCCGAUCGGAGCCGCCCUCGUCUCCGCAGACGGCAAGCUCCUCGGCCGCGGCCACAACCGCCGCGUCCAGAUGGGCUCGGCUAUUCACCAUGGCGAAACCGACGCCCUCUUCAACUCAGGACGUCUGCCCGGAAAGGCAUACAAGGGCAGCACAAUGUACACGACUCUUUCCCCCUGCGACAUGUGCACCGGAGCCUGUCUGCUCUAUGGCAUCUCUCGCGUCGUCAUCGGCGAGAACAAGACCUUCCUCGGCGGCGAGGAGUACCUCAAGCAGCGCGGCGUGGAAGUCAUCGUCGUCGAUAGCGCAGAAUGCAAGGCUCUCAUGGACAAGUUUAUUGCUGAAAAGCCUGAAGUCUGGAACGAGGAUAUUGGGGAGGAAUGA
Molecule: messenger RNA, 450 nt
Organism: Colletotrichum abscissum
Lineage: Eukaryota; Fungi; Ascomycota; Sordariomycetes; Glomerellales; Glomerellaceae
Product: cytidine and deoxycytidylate deaminase zinc-binding region
Exons: 5
Coding region: 1-450 (149 amino acids)
Biological process (GO): cytosine metabolic process; pyrimidine-containing compound salvage; cytidine metabolic process
Cellular component (GO): nucleus; cytoplasm
Molecular function (GO): cytosine deaminase activity
Source: RefSeq, a predicted model, not a curated record